This is a messenger RNA of Penicillium coprophilum, 2409 nucleotides long. RefSeq lists its product as uncharacterized. Lineage: Eukaryota; Fungi; Ascomycota; Eurotiomycetes; Eurotiales; Aspergillaceae. The coding region runs from base 1 to 2409 and encodes 802 amino acids. The transcript has 3 exons. The record is from RefSeq and is a predicted model, not a curated record. Gene Ontology annotation, molecular function: acetyltransferase activity.
AUGAGCAUGUCCUCUGAUAUCGAUUGGUCUCUUCGGCCAACUUAUUCGCCGGAUCAGCUCAGCCAAUAUUUUGACCGAAUCAACUUCCCUCAGAAGUAUCGCGAGUCGCCUGUAAUUAAAGAUGGCCCAGGUAUUGACACCCAAGCCGCCUUGUCUCUCUUGGAGGCGUUGCAGCGAUAUCAGCUAGCAGCUGUGCCUUUUGAAAACCUUAGCCUCCAUUACUCAGUCCACCGCAAUAUCUCCAUAGAUGCCCAGAGCAUUUUUGAAAAAGUCGUGGAUGCCAAGUCCAAUCGGGGCGGCUACUGCAUGGAGAACAAUGCUCUAUUCGGGACCGUCUUGCGGAGCUUGGGAUACAAUACGACCUCAAUUGGAGGACGGGUCAACGAAGCCGUACAGCCUAUGGCAGCAUCGAAGAAUUGGAAAGGCCCCAAAUACCAAGGAUGGAACCAUAUGAUCAAUAUUGUCGUUAUUGGUGAGCAAAAGUACCUCAUAGAUGUGGGAUUUGGCUCCAACGGACCACACCGGCCCAUUCCAUUACUCCAUGGGUUUGGAUUCCACAACGUGGGUGAACAAACCGGGCGGUUGAUCUAUGAACCAAUGGCUCAACAAACGCUCAAGGGUCAACCUCUUUGGCAGUAUGAAAUCAAUCACGGGGACGAGACAUGGAUACCCGCCUACUGCUUCACCGAGGUUGAGUUCCUUCCUGAAGAUUUCACAAUCAUCAACUACUAUGUGAGUCACAGCCGGGAGAGCUGGUUCACUUUCCACGUCGUGUGCGUACGAAUGCUCCUCGAUGAGAAGGGCGAGACCAUUGUGGGAGACUUGACGCUGUUCAAUGAUACCCUGAAACGGCGUAUUGGAGCAACGUCUGAGGUGUUGCAAUGCUUUGCCUUUGAGGAGGAGCGUGUGGCGGCCUUGGAGAGAUACUUUGAUAUACAUCUCUCCAGCGCAGAUCAAGCGAGUAUUCACCACACCAUCUCGGAGAUUUUACUCCAUCACCAUUCCGCCUCUCCCGCCGCAACCCACCCACGCGCCGCAGUGGCCCUCAAUUCGCCCCCCACACCUCGGUUUCUGCUAUCACAAAGUGCAACACAGAAGGAAGAUGACGAUCUUGAUGUGAUAGAUGACGAUGAGCCAUCUUCAACGCGUGAAGUCGGGCAUAACCCACCUGCUCCCCAGAGUGCCACCCGCUCGCGCCAACAACGCGACGUGAUCGAAGACUCGGAUGAUACCGCAGAUAUCGGAGAUGUAAGAAUUAGAGGGAGAGCGCCAGUCCAUCUACCAGAUGAUACCGUAGACAGCACUCCUGAGGAACCAGAUACUCCGGGCAUCCUGGAUACCGAGUUCGACGCAUUGUUUGCGCCGGUCAGAGACGGGAAUAAACGCCGCCGUGUGGAAGGAAGUACGCCCUUCAAUCAAAGCAGAUCUAAGCAGCUUGAUCAAAUAUUGUCAUCACCACCAGCAACUGCGUACUCCCCAACCAAUUCCCUCGAUUUGCCCGAUGAAUACAAGCAAAGCAAUACGACAUGGGAUAUGGGUACUCAAAGAACUCCUGCACCAAGUGCACGUCCAUUUGCAAUAAAUGCAUCAGCCCAAAACGAUAUUCAAACACCGUUCCGCAGUCGUCCUCGGUUUAUGCUUUCCUCGACAGCGAAGCCUCCCAGUAGCCAGUCCGCACCCAAAUUCAAAUUAGACACACCGGGCAUAUCGCCGCCUGAGAGACGGAAACCGGCUUUUGUCUUACCUCGAUCCCCGUCGCCGAAUCCAGACGCAGAGGAUAUCCCUACACCGUUCUCUCCGUCUUCACGCACACUUCGCCGUCGUGGUCGAAACCGAGCUGGUGUAUCCAACUACAUGCCUGGCGGAAUGGCCGCUGAGGUACGCGGCUGGAUCCUGGAAAUGGGGACGAAACGUGACCAGUUGCCGAAACCACCUUUGGCUCCAGUGCCAGAUCCGCAGGCAGCGGAUGUCUCGUUAGAAAAGCUGAAGGUGUAUUUGCUAACUGCACGUGUCAUCAAUGUCAGCCAUUCAGCCUUGAGCGGCUGCGGCUCUCUCGCCUUUCUUCAAACAGAAUUGCUUAGUGGGAAUCAUGUGCAAGGGAAAAUCCCCAAUGUGACUUCGAAUAUCCUGGUUAUGGGGCCACCACGAUCUAAAUCUGCUGCUCGUCAAAUUGCAUCAGAUUCUGAUGCUUCUAUGAAAUCCCAUUUGCAGCAAGGGGACGUGGUGGGAAUUUACAGAGGGCUCAACUGGAACUUGGAGCUUGGGAACCACUUGUGCGAAAAUCGAUCAGCUGGUCAGGCAUCUGACCACAUGUCGGAGUGUGGUCCAUCUGAAAAUGGCGGACACCCAGAGACAAAAGAGAGCUGGCUUAUAGCCAUGGAAUGGGACCGCAUUGAAAUAGCUUCGUGA